This is a messenger RNA of Lepus europaeus (European hare), 4194 nucleotides long. RefSeq names its product coiled-coil domain containing 71 like (gene CCDC71L). Lineage: Eukaryota; Metazoa; Chordata; Mammalia; Lagomorpha; Leporidae. The transcript has a single exon. The record is from RefSeq and is a predicted model, not a curated record. The coding region runs from base 1 to 720 and encodes 239 amino acids.
AUGCGGCGCAACGUGAAGAGGCGGCGGCGCCGGCCCCCGGCCGCCCCGGCCGCGGCCGCCCGGUGCGGCGGCCCGAGGGCGGGAGGCGGGGUGGCGCUGGAGGCGCGGGAGGAGAAGGUGGUGUACUCGCGAUCGCAACUGUCGCUGGCCGACAGCACCAAGGCGCUGGGCGACGCCUUCAAGCUGUUCAUGCCCCGCAGCACGGAGUUCAUGAGCUCGGACGCGGAGCUCUGGAGCUUCCUCUGCAGCCUCAAGCACCAGUUCUCCCCGCACAUCCUGCGCAGCAAGGACGUCUACGGCUACUCCUCCUGCCGGGCCCUGGUGCCCGACCCGCCAGUGCCGCCCGCCGCCCGCGGCCCGCCGCGCGCAGCGGCCAGGAGGAGGCGCCGCGGAGCCCGGGCGGCCGCCGCCGGGAGGAGGAAGCCGCCGCUGCCGCCGCCGCCGCCGCCCCCGCCGCCGCCGCCGCCGCCGCCCGCCGCUGAGGAGACCGCGCCCGCCAAGCCCGCGGCGGCGCCCGGGCCCUGCUUCGGGGGCCGCACGCUGGAGGAGAUCUGGAGGGCGGCCACGCCGACGCUGACCACCUUCCCCACCGUCCGCGUCGGCGGCGACGUGUGGGGCGACCGCAGCCUGGCGGCGGCGCGGCGCCGGGCGCGCCAAGUCCUGCGAGUGAACCUGGAGCCCGUGGUGAGGCUCCGCCGCUUCCCGGUGCCCCGGGCGUGAGGAGCGCUGCCGCGGGCGCCGCCUGCCGGCCCCCGACCCCGGCACGGGGCUCCCGCCGGGACGAGUGGACAAGUGUCAGUCGAGUGUUUACAGAUCCGGCCAGGACCCCGUCCCCUAGUGCACUUUACGCGCGAAGAAGUCGUCACCGGAUGGUGUUCUCUGCCUGCCCUGCGCCCCCGGCUCGCGUCGCCGGGACACCGGGCCUGCGGAGGGGGCGACAGCUGGACCGGCAGGGGAGGCCCCUCUGCUUCCUAACCCCAGACUGAGACGUCUCCAGGACUGUAGGGGCUGAUCCGUUCUCUCCCUUAUGGACUACCUCACUGGUCUGGAAGUCCUACGAAGAAGUCACUCUCUCUCUCUCUCUCUUUUUUUUCCUCCAAAGGAAUUUGAUUUCGUGCUUGUGAAGAAAAAAAAAAAAAGGCUAGAAUUUACUUGCUCUUCAUCGCCCUCCUCCCCUAUUUUUUUUUUUUUUUUGACUGCCACCCCUCUUUCUGGAUCGAACAUGCUUUGUGAUGUUGCACCAGUUUGUGCUCAGGGUGUUCUGAAUCCUCAUUCGUUUCUGAAUUUUUACUGGCUUCCAAAGCUUUGACCAAGGAUGUUUUUAAAAGGUUCAAGCUUAUGACUCUGAGUAGUGCGAGGAUUUGUGUGACUUUAAAUUUCCUGGGCUCAGUGAUCACAAAGAGAUGCAAAGUACAACUGUGUAAACAUUUAUAAAGUGUUUCUUAAAGAUUUUAUACGGAAAGCUAAUGUUUUUAUUUACUGAGCUCCUAAAGAGAAUGGUAGAGUGCUAAAAGUUUUGUUUAGCAAAAGUUGACUUGUUAAAAUUCCUUUUAAUUGAGUAAUAAUAAAAAAAAAACUGAAUUGAAACACCACAUGGCUUGUGAUAAAGAGAAGUGAAUAAAUUGUGAUGAGCCGGAUCUGGUUACAGGACUGACUGGCAUCCGACGGAUGUGAUUUGACCUCAUGUCUUGGUCCAACAUAUAAAUCCAAGAAUCUUAAUUCUGGGAUACUUAAUUUAAAGUGGGAGCUGCGUAAGAGGGGUGACUAUGUGUAAAGAUUGUGAUGAAAACCAUCAACAGAAUACCCAUUACAAGUCUCACAACUGUUAAUGAUCUAGAGGGGGGGCUGGGGGGCAUUUCUUGGUAUCAAGUCACUGGUUGAAGUGAACUUUGGGCAAGAGAGGUCUUUGUUUCCUUGUUGUCAGAUAACAAGAAAUGCCCAGACUAACAUCGCUUAUAUAUACAGCGAUUGGUUGGGUUGACUUUUUUUGUCCUAUGGAUUUGCCUUUAUCAGUUGACUUUUUUUGUCCUAUGGAUUUGCCUUUAUCUGUUGACUUUUUUUGUCCUAUGUGUUUGUGGUUGUUAGGUUUUUGACAGCUGAAGAUACCAGAAUCAAGCAGGCUGAGCCCCACAGAGUACUGACCCUUCUUUACGCUGUUACGGUAGUGUGGAUACCAUGUGGCCCAGUGUGGACUUUUUGAUUAUCCAAGUGCCUUUGGUCAUUGGUGGCAGCAAGACUUAAUAGUUCAUAGCUAGUGGUGCCACAACCAGCUUUUAACUGCAAUACCUAAAGGGUCAAGUAGUAUGUCUGUGCCACUGUUAUUUCAAAUGUAAGAGUUCUGCCAUGGAAUGAUCUAUCCUGGCUGGAACUUGACAUGUGAAAUCCUCAACGCAAAGGUUUAGCUCUGCUUGGCAACUUUUUAGGAGGAUACGCAGAGUUGGAAUUUUGACUCUUGGGUUCCUAGAAUUCACAUGGUGUAGCUUUCUGAAAACGGUUUUUUUUUCCUUGUAGUUUAAUAGUCCAUAAUAGGAGUGUAGUGACUUUAAUUUCAGUGUUCUUUUGUUUAAAAAAUAUAUCUAUAAAUAUAUAUUAUGAGACUUUAUGCCAGUUGCCCAGUAAGCCUCACAGUCUUGCUACUCGAUGCAUUACUGCAAACACUGUCACACGAGUAAAUAAAAAGUGAAUAAUUACUUAGAAGAUGGAGAGUGUUAAAUUAUAUUUGUGUGAUAGAGAGCUUGGACUCUUUCGGUUUGUUAGUUUCCAUUGCCAGUUGUAUUUCAGAUACAUAGGACUUUCUUCCCAAAAAUAUAUUGUUAACUUUUAUAGCUAACUAGCAGCUGGAACAAAAAAAGUAUUUGUACCAUUUCACUAUUGUACAUAGUUUUGUAAUAAUUAAAAAAAAAUCCAAUGGCCAUACUAGAAUGUAAUUUUAACAUAUAGUUUCCCAGAGCAUUUUGAAGUUAGACUCAGCUGAGAGGUUGACUUUGCUCAGCACACGACUGAAACAUAACGAGUGACACCAUGCAUUUAUUUUAACUCAGAGCCUCGACAUACUUUCCACUUUUGCCUUGUUACUUUGUGUGCUUGAGCUCUCGUAAGUGCUUCUUUGGAUUAUUUGGGCUGUUUGAUUUCGGUUGGGAUCUGAUUACUCAUCGUGGAUUCAAUAUGGUUCAUCUGGGCUAUUAAAAAGCUUGCCAUUUCCGGUGUUUGAAAUAAGCUAGAAGAAAUCUUUGUUUUUGCUGAGUUAGUUUUAGCAAGACCUGUGUGACAACUUCAAAAAUGUGAAGAAACAUCUGAUGCAGUUGACUAGUAUUUUACCGGGAAAGGAAGAGUAUUGUACGGGAACUUUGAGCAGAAUGUGAACAGAAACUUGGCACAGAGGCCUCUGCAGUGAGGCAUCCAUUUCCUGUCCUCUCCAGUGAGUCUGUAGCUUAGCUUGGGUGUAGUUUUCUAAAGAAAUCCUGAGACCUUUAUUCUCUCUUGUAUCAUGGCGCAAGUAGAAGGGAGCUAGGAUGGAAUUUAUCACCGGCUGUGUUUUUAUUUAAUGUUUAACUCUUGAGUGCCUGUAUGUGACUGGGCACCUCAAAUAAGAUUCCUUACGUCUUUUAACUCCUCCUUCUUGUCAACCAGCAACUUAUUUUUACAUUUCUAAAACCAGUGACGUGAUUGUUGGGGGGCAGGCUUCAUGUUGAUAGUGCAAAGUGUCACAGUUAGUGGGGUGUAUUUAUUUUGUCUGAGUUUGAGUACUCUACUGGACAAGUGUUAAGCUGGUGGCUGACACUUAUUGAUUUACUAUGUGCAAAUAAUAGUACUAUUUUUCAGAAAACACUUGAAUAAAAAACUCCAAAAAAUAUUGGAAUCCAAAAAUUUUAAGCAAUUUUGAACUCAAAAGUUUUUUGUUGUUGAUUUUUAAUGGAUUGCCACAGCACUCUAUUAAUUGGUGGUUUUUAAUGAACAUAAAUGCCUAAUAUUUACUUUAUUGGUGUGCUUAAAUUUUUUUUGAUAGACUGUUAAUGUCUUAAGUGCGUUAGAAAGCAGUUGUUUAUAAUGGAACUGAAGUGUUUCCCUGGACAGUUUGAUGUGCGUAUGAUUAAAACUUACAAUCUGCUUGUGCUUUCCUUUUUAACUUAUUAACUGUAAAUAAAUUUUAGAGAAUACACAAUGUCUACUUUUCUAAUGUUGCAACUUUUUGAA